AUGUCCUCUGCCAUUCUUCGUCUUACACUCCUUGCCGUUGCCGCAGUGGGCGCUGUUGCUCAAUCGCAGAUUCCUUGCGUCCGUUCGUACACCGUACAACCAGGGGAUACCUGCGAUGGAAUUUCCGCCAGCGAAGGAGUCUCUACUUUCCAAUUGGCCGCGUCCAACCCCGGCAUCAAUAAUGAUUGCUCAAACAUCUUCCCGUCUCAGGUGAUUUGCCUUCGCCGAGCAUGCUUGAGCUGCAGUACCGUGCACGUUGUGGAGCCUGGCGAUACGUGCACUUCCAUCGCCAGCGCGGCUGGAAUUAGCGUCCCUACCUUGAUUGCCAGUAACCCAAAUCUUGACAGUGGAUGCACGAAUGUAUACCCUGGAGAAGUAAGUUUAUAUCACCUCGUCUCGGCUAUCUGCUAA
Messenger RNA from Pleurotus ostreatus (oyster mushroom), 411 nucleotides. RefSeq lists its product as uncharacterized. The transcript has 4 exons. The record is from RefSeq and is a predicted model, not a curated record. NCBI's taxonomy places the organism in Eukaryota, Fungi, Basidiomycota, Agaricomycetes, Agaricales, Pleurotaceae. The coding region runs from base 1 to 411 and encodes 136 amino acids.